This is a messenger RNA of Onychostoma macrolepis, 1201 nucleotides long. It is a transcript of the gene plekhs1.4, whose product is annotated as pleckstrin homology domain containing S1, tandem duplicate 4. The transcript has 9 exons. Lineage: Eukaryota; Metazoa; Chordata; Actinopteri; Cypriniformes; Cyprinidae. Bases 68 to 718 code for a protein of 216 amino acids. The record is from RefSeq and is a predicted model, not a curated record.
CUGACAGGGAACAACUGUAUCAGGCUCACACUGAUAGCAUCCCAUUACUCACCACUACCGAACAAAAAUGGCAGAUAAUAACUAUGUCUUUUACAUACAUGGAGCCGAGGAACAAAUGUGUUCUGGAUACCUUUACAAAUCUCCCCCGGAAAAUCAGUUCAAGUCUCAGAAAUCCUGGAAAAGGAGGUUUUUUGUUCUUCUAAAGUACAGAGACAACAUAUGCCAACUUAAGUACUACAAAAAUGAAGAGAAGAACAAACCACUGGGAGACAUUGACUUGUCUAAGGUCACAUACAUGUUCUUGCACCCCGAGAUGCACACAAUGUGGAAAUGGAUUCAUAACAAUUUCAGAUGUUCUUCUUCAUGUGUAAUGUUUAUUAGAGUACCAGAGAGAGACUACUUCCUUAUAGGAGAAAACAGUUGGGAGAUGGAAAAAUGGUUCGCUGCUUUAUAUGACAUCUUAAACAUUCGUCCACACAGACUGAUGGAUCCCAAGACAUUUGGGUCAAAGAGACACAUCAGUGAACCUCCGCGAUCAGAAAAUGACAAUAACCAGAAAACUGAGUGGGGUCAAACAAAACAUGUUACACAUGAGCUGCCAUUAUCUGUGACCCAUGAACCCAUCUACGUUUCUCCGAUAAAACUGAAGAGUAUUAAGACUGAACUAACAACAGAAAUAAGUCAUGAAGAUGACGUCACAGAUGACCUGUCAGAAUGAAUAACAACUCAGGCUUCAUCUUCAACUCCAGCUACUACUGUCACAAUAGACCAACAGUCCAAGUGAUAUGUUUAAAUAAAUCUUUAUAUGCUAAUCAUACAUUUUUUUUCACUGAGUUAAGCACUAAAGCAAAGCAAAAUGAUUAACGUUUUCAAAAUAAGAUUCUAUUGGACACCUCAGUUGAAAGUAGUAAUGAGAUUAACUGCAGAAGAUGCAUUAAUUCACUGAGAGAAAACUUUACAUCAUUUAAAAAAAUACAUAAGCAAAUGACCACAAGACAAUUAUUUCAGAACAGGCAGCUCAUUUUUAAAACAAACAGAACAAUACAGAAAAUUGUGUGGCAUAUGUAAAUAUAUAUUUUAAAAUGACAACAUUUUGAAACAAAUGUGUGUUCUUAUAAACUGCUUUAUGUGAAAAGUAAUGAAAAUAAAAUUUAACUAUGUCCUGUUUUAAUGUGCACAUUAAAACUAUAUGUUCUUUCAA